GGAGUUCUACUACAUCCAAAUGGAGAAAUACGCGAGACAAGCGGUUUCGGAGGGUGUGAAGAACGUCGACGACCUUCGAGUCGGUGGUGACUCGGAAAUUUAUCGGGUUCUCAACCUCCACUACAACCGAAACAACCACAUCGAGGUACCGAGCAACUUCAGGUACGUCGUCGAGCAGACGCUGAAGGAGUUCUUCAAGGCGAUCCAGGGCGGCAAGGACACCGAGCAGAGCUGGAAGAAGUCCAUCUACAAGGUGAUCUCGAGGCUGGACGACCCGGUGCCGGAGUACUUCAAAACCCCGAACUUCCUGGAGCAGCUCGAAUGAAUCAGGAGGUCGCGUGGCUCUUGCUCUUCGUGGUGCGCGGGCUCAUCAGCGCUCGUCGGCUCCAGGUAAACAAAUAAACCAAAACAAACGGAAACAGAGAGAAGAAGGAACGGCCAGCGAGGAAGGAUCGCAUCCGUCAGGAGGUACACGUCCUUCGCGUGAAGCCGCGUUCAGGUAUCCUUAAACUAACAUAUCGCAGAACGGGCGUGAGAGAGAGAGAGAACGUGCGAGAGCGUUUAGGGGAGAUCAACGAAGGAAGAAACCGAAGAUGCAGCGCUCCGGAUGCGCGAAUCGCCGGCGCGUGAUCGAGGGAAGAACCGAAACACUCGACGCACGAAGGCAUCAUCGAUCUUCUCGCCAAGGGACGAUGAGGAGUGCCGACGAAGGAUCAGGCUGUGACCUAAUCACGAGACGCGAACGUCCCCCGCGCGAGACGGGGGUGGAUCGUUGCUUUUAUUCGUAGCUUCGUGCCUUCGAUUCCUCGCCGAGCGUCCCCGUGUCUCGGCAACCUCGAGUUAACUAAACACGUCGAGGCUGCGGAACCGGUCCACCCUGUUCUCGUCGCGGGCGGACAUCAACCGAUAUAUAAAAAAUUAAAAGAACGACGGUCUUGGGAGAAAUGCGAAGAAAACAGGACGAUAGAGUGGUCAACGAACGGCAAGGAUUAAACACACACACUCACACACAUUAGCUUCGAGCGACGAGUAUAGUUUGGAUUUGUUGCGUACGGUUCAAGUUUACCGCCUAAUUUCUAAGAACACUCUCGUUUCCGGGACUAGGGACGUAAGGAACGCUUCGAACCGCGAGCGAAGACCGAGCGACGGCUUGAAACGCGCGAGGAUCGACGAUGUUUUACGGUACUGUUUGUCCAUGUUCUCGAAGUGCCGAUAAUUAUUGUCUAACGGCGGGAGCGAGAUCCGCUGGACGGAUCCUCCGCAGCUUCCGGUUGAGAGGCAGAAGAGGAGCCCUUCUCGUGGAUCUUCGGGAACGACUCGCGAUCGAACGCGUCGACUUUCGUCGCGAGUCGUUCCGUGCGCGCAAGAAACAACGAUGGCCAGUUUCGCACGGUAUUUUCGUCAACGCUGUACCUCGUGGUUUUUCUUUUUUCAACGGACCUCGUGUAUCGUCCUCGCGCGCAGCAAUCGCGUCGCUCGAUCGUCGUCCCCGGAAACCAUGUUUUCUUUCUAGCGCGCUCGCAACGACGAGCAGAGACUCGCUCCCGACGCGUCGCUGCGAGCGGAUUC
This is a messenger RNA of Hylaeus anthracinus, 1569 nucleotides long. RefSeq names its product homeobox protein prospero-like. Gene Ontology annotation, cellular component: nucleus. NCBI's taxonomy places the organism in Eukaryota, Metazoa, Arthropoda, Insecta, Hymenoptera, Colletidae. The annotation marks the transcript as partial. Gene Ontology annotation, molecular function: DNA-binding transcription factor activity, RNA polymerase II-specific; RNA polymerase II cis-regulatory region sequence-specific DNA binding. Gene Ontology annotation, biological process: regulation of transcription by RNA polymerase II. The transcript has 2 exons. The record is from RefSeq and is a predicted model, not a curated record.